UCGCUUUCAAAGUAUAUGAUAUGGACAGAGAUGGCUAUAUUUCGAAUGGAGAAUUGUUUCUUGUCCUAAAAAUGAUGGUCGGAAAUAACCUCAAGGACAACCAGCUUCAACAAAUUGUUGAUAAGACAAUCAUGGAAGCUGAUAAAGAUAUGGAUGGAAAAAUUUCUUUCGAGGAAUUUUGUUCAAUAGUAGAAGCUACUGAUAUUUCAAAAAGUUUAACUUUGACAGAAUUUUAG
Molecule: messenger RNA, 236 nt
Organism: Racocetra persica
Lineage: Eukaryota; Fungi; Glomeromycota; Glomeromycetes; Diversisporales; Gigasporaceae
Source: the annotation of a GenBank genome assembly